This is a messenger RNA of Mya arenaria, 12223 nucleotides long. RefSeq names its product rab GTPase-activating protein 1-like. The record is from RefSeq and is a predicted model, not a curated record. The transcript has 25 exons. The coding region runs from base 172 to 3303 and encodes 1043 amino acids. NCBI's taxonomy places the organism in Eukaryota, Metazoa, Mollusca, Bivalvia, Myida, Myidae.
CCCGACUGAAGCGACACCAAAAUGUACACAGAAAAUGAAAAUAAUAUUUGACGUUUCAUGAGUUUGGACUUAUUCAUUGAAUGUAACAAGAGUAUCCAUUGCAUAUACGGUUUUGUUGAUCAGAUAUAAUAUUCUCUCCAAUAUGUUGUAAACUCUGGCUUUACACUCGUGAUGGAAGAUGCUGUGUCAAGAAGUUCGCUGGAUUCUUCAUCAACAGGCGAUGAAUAUGUUUUAGUGAAUGCUGAUCCAAAACUGAGAAUUACAGGUGACAUUAACGAUUUAAACACGGAGAUAAGUGAGCCGGACAGCGGUGGAGCGACGGGGCGGGGCGACAAGAUGGAAAACUCGAUGGAGCGUGAAAUAGGUCAUGUGAUUCCAAGCAGCCAGUCAGUGGACAUUCUUAACACAAAUGGAUCUGCAAACACUGGAUCGGACGAUGUGACAGUCACAGCCAGUUCAGUAUCACUCCCCACAACUCCAACAGGAGAUUGCAUUGUGUUCCACGGAGUUACCUACCUUGGUUGUGCUGUGGUUAAUGCUCCGCGAAGUGAAGUGGAAAUAUACAGAAACAUGGCCAUAUUGAACGAGCAAUCACAUGGAGCGAUGCCAAUAGUGUUGUCUGUUCCCGCUAACGCUGAUGGGGUCGUUAGCCAGUCUGAAGGAGUUGUUAGAUUACUUGAGCCCGACUCUGAUACUGAAAUCUCGAGCUACAAGAUUCACCGCAUUUUGUUUUGUGCACGCGGGCCAGCCGAUAGUAACGAAAAACGAUGCUUCGCCUUUACGUUCAGUCACGGGGUCUCUGCAGAGUCGGCGAUCUUCCAGUGUCAUGUGUUUAGAUGCGAUCUUCCAGAGGCUGUUGCGAAGAUCCUUUACUGUUUUGCAAGCACGUUUCGACGCGUUCCGAAAAAUCGAUCGACAGUCACAAAACAGAUUUCAACCUCGGACGAAGAUUUUGUAUUCACCGUCAAUCUGGAAUUCAGAGAAGAGGAUGGGAAAGGAGGGUUCACGCUUUGCCCGAGGGAUAAGAAUGUAUUCAAGUUGCGAUGUAAUUUGGAUAAACGACUCACGUUAACGGUGCAACAGACCGGAACAAAGCAGUUACGAAUUGAAAGGUGUUUUGGUCUGCUGAUAAGCCCUGGAAGAAAUGUAAAGCAUGGAGAUAUGACACUUAUUGAAAAGACAUCGAUGGGUUACACUGAAGACACCAUCUAUGUUAUAACGGGAAACUGGGAUCCAACUGAAGCCAGUUUUGCUGUGCUUAAUACGGAAACACCAAGAGACACUCGAGUGUUCAUGACAGCUGCGAUCGACCUGGUAAUCGUUGGUAUCCAAGAACCAGUGAGGUUUGCCAUAGAGACGAAGGCCAAGAUAUUCCCGCAGACGGAGAAGUUCUGGUACUUCAUGAGCAAACCACACACGGAGCUCUUCCAUUUGAAGCUUAAACCGGUUGAGGGUCACAAUGGGGAAAUCAGCCACGAGGUGCUUGGCGUGAGAAGCCAGUCAGAUUUGGACCGUCGUAAAGCCGGAAUGACUCUGCCGCUUGGACAUGCGAAGUUCCCCACCACCGAUAUACAGACCCCCAUUGAAGGACCUGAGGAAUUAUCAGAUGGGGAUGAGCCUUUACUCAGUGGUUCGGGAGUUGUCAGUAAGGAGAUUACAGAUGAGAACCUGCUUGAAGCAUGGCGAGAAGUCUUGAAGAAAUGGCAACAAAACCUCACACAGAAACCAAAACAGGUUUCACAGUUGGCAAAAAAGGGUAUACCUGAGGCACUCAGAGGGGAAGUUUGGCAGUUGUUAGCAGGAGCCCAAAAUAAUUCUGAGCUUUUGGAGGCAUACAGGAUUCUAAUUACAAAGGAAUCCAGUGGAGAGGGAGUCAUCCAGCGUGAUAUCAACCGCACAUUCCCGGCACACGACUUUUUUAAAGAGUCUGGAGGGCUUGGACAAGAAUCACUCUUUAAAAUAGCAAAGGCAUACUCAGUGUAUGAUGAAGAGAUUGGUUAUUGCCAAGGACAGUCAUUCCUGAUAGCAGCGCUGUUGUUACAUAUGCCAGAGGAGCAGGCAUUUUGUGUUCUUGUCAAGAUUAUGUUUGACUAUGGCCUGAGGGAUUUCUUCCGUAACGACUUUGGCGUUCUCCACCUAGCCUUCUACCAGCUUGAAAGAUUGCUACAGGACCAGCUCCCUGAUGUCUUUGACCACUUCAUGGAGAUGGGGUUGGAGGCUCACAUGUAUGCCAGCCAGUGGUUCCUCACACUGUUCACAGCCAAGUUCCCACUCUUCAUGGUCUUCCAUAUCCUAGAUAUAUUCCUGAGUGAGGGAAGAAAUUUUGCAUACCACGUGGCCCUGGGAUUGUUAAAGGUCUCGCGUAAGGACUUGCUGGCACUGGAUUUUGAAGGUGUCCUGAAGUAUUUCAGAGUGCAGCUGCCCAAGAGGUUCAGAACUGAGGAGGCUACUAGUGAACUGAUGCAGGUUGCCCUGAACUGUAAAAUACGAGGCAGCAAAUUGAAGAAGUAUGAGAAAGAAUACCAGGCCAUGAAAGAACAGGAGAUGCAGCAGGAGGACCCUCUUGUGAGGUUUGAGCGUGAAAACAAGCGCUUGAUGGACGCCAACAUUCGCCUGGAGCAGGAAAAUGAUGAUAUGGCUCACGAAUUGGUGGAGAGUAAACUCAACCUCUCCAAGAAAUUGGACGCUAGUCAAGACUUGUCCGAGUCCCUAACCAUGGAGUUAAUGACAACCAAGAAGAAACUUCUCGAGACAGAGGAAGAAAAACAGAGACUGGAAACAGAGUCCUCACAGGUGAAAGAGAUGUGUAGACGUGAGUUAGAGAGAUUGGAGGCGGACAAUACCAGAAAUACAGCCAUUAUUGCUGACUAUAAACAGAUAUGCUCACAGCUGAGUGAACGCUUGGAAAAACAACAAACAGCAAACAAAAAUGAGCUGGAAUCAAUAAGGAGUCAAGUGAAAUCCUGUGAAACAUGUAGCAAACUUUUCGAUCAGGACGGGAAGGUGCAACUCCCCGAACCUAAAAUAGAUCCAGACAGUGUCAAUCCAAAAGUUCUGAACUUAGAAAGCCGUGUUCGCGAGCUUGAAUUAGAACUUGCCCAAACAAAGUUGGCGUUAGUCGAAGCUGAGUGUAAAUCGCAAGAUUUGACCCAUCAGCUUACUUCAGCAGUAACUGAAAUCCAAGCUUCAAAGAAUACUUGGUUUUCAAAAUUCCAGAACUCCAUAAAAGAUGUGUCAAUAAUGCAGAAAAAAGACCCCUCGACGAAAGAUUUGCAACGGAAAGAUUCCACUUCAAAGGAAUGAGGAAUCUUUUGAUUGGUUACUGAAAAAGAUCGUGAAAUGACAUGUUGUGGAUUGGUUAGCAAAUCACAUGUACAUGUAAACGGCAAGAGGCAGAAAAUUUUCCAGAAAAACUAAGAAUUUGAUCGCAAACUUACAUGAAGAAGUUGAUUGGUUAACAAUCGCAUGCAUAAAAAUAAAAGUCUGCGAUAGGCAGAAAUAUUUCAUACAGUAAUUAUAACGUCUGUGAGCAAAAUAGUUUGGAGUGAUGGAUGCCUGUGACUAUUAAUAGAAUAGCGAAGUCAUCUUGAUAAUGGUUUUGAUUGGCCAUGGUACUUUUAAGGUAGUUAACUCUAUUUUCAAUAUUUGCCAUUAUUAAAAUGCCCAAAACUGAUAGUUAAAAAUUUUAAAAUGAGACUGAUCUAAUAAGUUUCAAAUGAAAAUAUAAAAUUAUAUAAAAGAUUAAGGGGAACAAAAAUUUGAAACAAAUUUAUUUUUCGGCCUUAUGAAGUUAUGCAUGAGCCAAAUAAAAAAAAUGAUUUGGUUAGGGUUACAUCCUUUUCCAAAACUUUCUUUUUUUUAUUAGGCAUUAUAUAAGAACAAAAUUGAAAUCCUUUAAAGAACGGGGUUAAAGCAAUGCUUUCAAUAUUUUUCAAACUACAUAUUAAAAUACACACUUAUUAUUUUAUUUUUUAUGCCCCCACAAAGUGGCGGCAUAUAGGGUUGCCCUUGUCCGUACGUACGUCUGUCUGUCUGUACGUACGUACGUCCCGAAGAUUGUUUCCGAUCUAAUUCUUGAAAACUGUUUGUCCAAUCCUCACCAAACUUUAAACACAUGUUCGUGACCAUAAUAUCUUGAUCAAGUUCGAUAGUCAUGGAAAUCGCUUUAGUCAUUUAGGAGUUACGGCCCUUUUUUGCCAAAAAUACUUCAAAAAUAUAUGUUUCCAAUCUAAUUCUUGAAAAGUAUGUGUCCAAUCCUCACCAAACUUUACAUACAUGAUUGUGACCAUAAUAUCUUGAUCCAGUUCGAUAGCCAUGGAAAUCGCUUUUGUCAUUUAGGAGUUACGGCCCUUUAUUUGCAAAAAAAGACUUGAGAUUAUCCUGAAUAAUCAUUAUGGCUUAUUUUCUGUGACAAAAAAUCGAAGUGGGGGCAUCCGUGUCCUAUGGACACAUUUCUAGUUUCAUAUCAACUGAUGGUAGUGUCGGCGCCUUUUUCGAAGGUAAGGUCUGGUAACCUGAACUAAAUGUAUUUUUGUAGGCAAAAUAAUUAUAUCUCAGUGCAGAAAACAUGAAUCUAGUAGGUCACUCUCUUCUUGCCAGUUUGUGCUAUGAAUAAAAACUACCGAGACAUUUAUAAAAAGGGUUAAAAAUAGUGAAUAAUGGUAUGGUCACAAAAUAUAAUGAAUUACACUCAAAAUAAAACCUGAUUAAAGGUCACUUAUACCAUUGUUAAAAUAUUCCUACAGGACAGCUAAAGGUUUUGAAAGGUUACUACCAAAAUAUUUCAGAGAAAAAAAAUCAGUUGUUAUUGUUCAUGAGCUUUCUUAAUGUAUCUUGUGAAUGUUGAAAGGAAAAUCUGCAUUUGUAAUACAGCCGUUUUGAUAAGUGACCCAUUAAUUAACUUUGAUGAGUGUUUAUUUUAAAUACAGUGUUUUCAAAAGCGAUCCUUUAUCAUUUUUUGUUGAGUGUAUAAUAUGUAUUAUUUUAAGUUGUGAUAUUGCAAUAUUGAUCAUAAUAAUUAAUAUAUUUAUCAUAAAUAUUUCAUUGACAAUAAUCUAUCACAAACAUGUGAAAUUGUAUGUAGUUACAUGUUGAUAAUAUUUUUUUUGACAAAGAUAACAAUGAAAAAUGGGAAAUGGAUUAUCCAAAUGGGAAAUACAUUAUAUUCCAAUAGGAAAUGGAUAAUUCUAAUGGAAAGUGGAUUAUUCCAAUUGAGAGUGCAUUAUUCCAAUGGGAAGUUCACUUUUCCUAUGGAAAGUGCACUAUUUCGAUGGAAAGUGCAUUAUUCCCAUGAAAAGUGCAUUAUUACAAUGGGAAAUGUAUAUUCCAAUGGAAAGCGCAUUAUUAUAAUGGGAAAUGUGUAUUGCAAUGGAAAGUGCAUUAUUCCGCUGGGAAAUGUAUAUUCCAAUGGAAAAUGCAUUAUUCUGAUGGGAAAUUGAUUUAUCCAGUUGAAAGUGCAUUAUUCCGAUGGUAAAAUCGAUAAUUUCAAUAGAAAGUGCAUUAUUCCGAUGGAAAAUGGAUAAUUCCAAUGGAAAGUGCAUUAUUCCCAUGGAAAAUGGAUAAUUCCAAUGGAAAGUGCAUUAUUCCCAUGGAAAAUGCAAAACUCCCAUGGAAAUGCAUUAUUCCCAUGGAAAAUGAAUUUUUACAAUAGGAAAUGGAUUAUUCACAUUUAAACUGCAUUAUUCCAACUGAAAAUGGAUUAUUACAAUGGAAAGUGCAUUGUUCCAACAAGAAAUGGAUUAUUCCAAUGGAAAAUGGAUUAUUCAAAUGGAAAUGCAUUGUUCCAAUGAAAAGUGGACUAUUCCAUAUUUGUGUGCAAUACCCAUGUUAUGGAUAAUUUUGCUUGUAAACUUAAAAACUUAUACAUUGUGAUUACUUUUAAAUGUUUCUUUGUAAAGAAAAUGGUCACAAAAUUUCUCUUCUGAAAAUUCAUUGCCUACUCUUUUUAUCCAUUAAAAGACAAAAAUGAAAUAUGGACUCACAUGUAAAACGGUAUGUUAAUAUUGUCCAUAUUAUAAGAGAUUGUUUUUAUUCAAUAUCAUAUCACACUUUAUUACAGCAAUUAAUUUAUUAGUUGAAUAGUGGCAAGGCCUAAAAAAAGUAAUUGUUUGGUUAGGGUUACAUCCUUUUCAGAAGGUAGGGUAGGUAGGUAGGGGUUUUUUUUAUUUAUUUUUUUAUUUUUAUUUUUAUUAGGUUUAUAUAAGAAUGUCAUUUUCAUCAUAGCGGAAUGGUGUUAUCUUUUGUGUAAGCAUUUAAGGUUUUAAACUACGUAUUGAAAAGAAAUUUAAAAAAAAAAAAUAAUAUUUUUUCUUUAAUUUUUCUUUUCUUUUUUUUGUCAAACUGACUAUAAAAACGGUAAGGUCGGCGCCUAUUCCGUAGGUAGGGUCGGGUAACCCGAACCAAAUGUAUUUUUUUUUUAAGCCCAAUUGAAUUUUACAAUAUUACAAUGUUCAAAGAUUAAAACUGUUCAAAAUAGUAUCUCCUGUAAUCAUGAAGCAAUUUUACAAUAAAACAAUAUUGUCAUUUUAAAGCAAUUUAGUUUAACAAUAAAACAUUGUUUAGAGAUAAAAAAAAAUUGAUCACUUUGAAGUAAUUGAAUUUUGCAAUAUUACAAUGUUCAAAGUAGUAUCCCUUUUAGUCAUGAAGCAAUUUUACAAUAAAACAAUGUUUAAAGAUUAAAUUGUUAAAAAGAAAUGUUAUUUUUAAGUAAUUAAGUUUAACAAUAAAACAUUGUUUAGAGAUUAAAUUUUUUAUCACUUUGAAGUAAUUGAAUUUUGCAAUAUUACCAUGUUCAAAGUAGUAUCUCUUUUAAUCAUAAAGCAAUUUUACAAUAAAACAAUGUUUAAUGAUUAAAAAUGUUAAGAAAAAAAAAACAAUUUUAAAGUAAUUAAGUUAUAAUAAAACAUUGUCUAGAGAUUAUUUUUUUUAUCACUUUGAAGUAAUUGAAUUUUGCAAUAAAACAAUGUUCGGAGAUUAACCUAUUAAAGAAUUUUAGAAUUAAACAAUGUUAUAAUAUUAAAAUAGUUGUAAAAGUAUUCUAUUUCAAGUUAUUGAAUUUUAUAAUAAAAAAGUUUAGAGAUUGAGCCUAGAAUUUUAAAAUUAAAACAAUGUUUAAAGAUUAAAAUUGUUUAAAAUAGUGUCAAUUUGAAUAAAAUAGCCAGAAACUACCAGAAAAUGCGAAAGUUCUGUGAUAAAAUGGUCCCACCUUUUCUUGUAAAUAUAAUUUUCUGUACAUCUUUAUUUAUUUAAUUGAAAGGGAACGAAAAUGUUUGAUAAAGAAAAACACAAAUAAUUUUAACUAUUAUAUUUAGUUGUAUCCAAAAAAAAGCAGAAAAAGGACAAUUCAAAUUUAAUUUUUAACACCUGGUACCUUCCUUGCAUUAAGGCAUGUUUUAUAAUAACAUCAUGUUGUCAGCGAAAAUGCGUCCUUUGGAGCGAAAUAGUGACGGUUUCAUUUUUGUAAGAUGAGAAUAGCAAUCAUAGCUACAUUGAUAUAUUUUCAAAAAGGUUAUUUAACCUUAUUUAACAAGUUGCUAUAAGUUUGCUUAUGAUUCUAUCUCUUGGUUAAAGUUGCGUUUUUUUUGUUAAUGUGAAACCCCAACUGGACUCAUUUUCAACAUCACAUGUGUUUAGAUCUCUAUUUCCUAAACAUUUGUCUCCUUUAUAGUAUUAUAAUGAUAUAAAGAAGUAUUGAUUUUAUUCAUAUCAUUGAAGUAUAACAUAUAUUUAUAUUUCAUUAAGUAUUUAUUGGAAUGAAUAAGCCUCAAGGGCUGUGGCCCUUAUUUCUGGAAAAAUCUUGAGCAUUCUUUCAUAACAUAAGUAUCUUACUUUAUUUAGCCCAAUUGCCAUUGAAACUAGAUUUUACACACACAAAAACUGAUUCUGAUUAUCUUAAAUAUUGCUUAUUUAAAAGCCUUAAAACUCUUUCAAGGAGAAUUUCAAGUUAUUAUCCUUUUGAGCUUGAUUCCAUUAAAAGGGCUUAAAAACCAGUUGUCCAGUUAGCGCAGUGGUUAGUGCACUCGCUUCUCACCCAGGCAACCCAAGUUUGAUUCCUGGCCUAGGCUCAUGUGAGUUUGGUUUCGGUUUCCCCCACAACACAAGAUCACACUCUCGCAACAUUGUGUCCACGAGAGUGACUUAGUAUAAGCUAUCAUAGCUUUCUUCACAAUCAUUGUAAAAUAUACAACAUUUCAACUAAAGCAUUUGGUUUUCUUUAUUUGAGCUAUAUUUAAAACAACUGAACACUGAUAUGAAUCACUCAUUAGUCUGUGUUCUGGGCAGACAUCUGAGCAUUGCUUGUGUCCUGUCAGAGGCUUAGAGAACAUUUCCUAGCGGUGCUCAAACCCACAACCUCAUGGGUGAGAGUCAGACACCUAUACCACUAGACCACUCUCACUCUAUUAGAGAUCAAACCCACAACCUCUUGGGUGAAAGGCAGACAUCUACACCAUUAGACCACUCACCCUGGUGGGGAUCAAACCCACAACCUCUUAGGUGAGAGGCAGAUACCUUUACCACUAUAGACUACGCUAAACCGAGUGGUAAAAUCCACAAACUCUUUGGUGUUGGUUUAGGGACAGGCACCUAAACUGCUCUCACCCUAUUUGAAAUCAAACCCACCACUUCUUUGGUGUGAGGCAGAUACCUAUACCACUAGACCACUCGCCCAAUUUGAAAUCAAACCCACAACCUCUUGGGUGGGAGGUGGACACCUAAACCACUAGACCACUCUCACCCUAUAUGAGAUCAAACCCACCACCCCUUGGAUGAGAGUCAGGCACUUAAACCACUAGACCACUCUCGACCCAUGAUUAACGUUAAACACUGGUUAAGAUUUUGAGAUAUUUCAACUUGGGAGUAUAUUUACCGUAUUCCUCCUCAUCAGGCUGCCUCUUUGUUUUUUAAUGGCAUUGUGCAAUGUAUAUAUUGUUAAUUAUGAGUUCUGUUAAUGUUUAUGUAUAAUUUAUUCUAUACUGAAAACCACAUACAUGUCAUGCUCUGUGAAAUUCUGAAAGUUCAUGCGUAUACUUUCAGUAAGUGAUAGUAACUUAACCCACAACGGGUGUUAUUGAAAUUGCCGUAAAUGUCGUGUUAAACUUGAAAGCUGUAUUAGACACCCCGGGGGUCUUUUUAUGUGUCUAUUUUCUGAUCCUGUGACCUAUGAGUUCCAUUACCUUAAGCUCCAAAAAAUGCCAAAAAAAUCUGAUGAAAAGUAUUCGGGCUGAUGGCAUUUUUAAUAGGACUUAUAUGGUAUAUACAAGCACUUUCGUGGAAUCAACAUGAGUGUAUAAUUUCUGUCAAAGCUAGUGGACGAGGGAACUGUUUUGUAAAUUGUUGUCAAGGACAUAUUUCAAUAACUAGUUACUAGUAUGCGAUGUAAGUAAAAGAUGUUAAAAUUUAUCCGUAAGAUAUUUAUAGCACGGUUUAUCUCCGUCUGCUUUUUACUAUUCUGAUAUGGAAAAUAGUUUAUAUAUUUUGUCAAGGAAAUAUUUCAAUAACUAGUUACUAGUAUGCGGUUAUUGUUGUAAUUUUUCCACAUAAUAGGUAUAGCAAGGUUAAGCUCCGCCUGCUUUUUACCAUUCCGAUAUGGAAGGUAGUUUAUAUUUGUUGUCAAGGACAUAUGUCAAUAACUUUAUAGUGUGCGGUGUAAGUUAAAAGUGUAAUAAUUUAUCCGCAUGAUAGUUAUAGAAAAGAAAAGCUCCGCUUGCUUUUUACCAUUCCAAUAUGGAAGAUAAUUUAUAAAUGUUGUUAAGGACAUAAUAAAAAAAUAUUGUCAGCAACUAGUGUGGGGUGUUGAGAAAAGUGUUAUAAUAUAUCCGCAUGAUAGUUAUGGAACAGUUAAGCUCUGCCUGCUUGUAACCAUUCCGAUAUGGAAGUUAAUGUACAGACAAAUUCACAAACAUGGCACAACUUCAAGAAACAAUGCAAGAGUAUAAGAUGUUACCGUAUAGUAAAAAAAAUGUUGAGUUAUGUAUAAAUACCAGAUAUAUGUUCCACGUUAUUAAAAUGUAACUACAUGUACCUUUAAGUCCUGUCAUUUAUGGAAAUAUUGCCCUUACAAAAAUUGUCAUGCUUUUAAGGGGCAUAUUAUAGGUUUACACUUGAUAGAUGCCAAAGAAAAUGCAUUAAAAAAUAGAAAAGAUAGUGGGGGAAAAAGUCAUCUACCCAAGUGUAAACCUAUAUGGUACCCGUUUAAAAUCUAAUAAUAUAAUUUUUUACAUGAAUUAGUUCAUUAUAUCACUUCUAGUCAAUACUAAUUGAAAUCAUGAUUUCCUAAUAAUUUCCUUGUAAAAAGCAUUCCAUAAGUUUUGUACAUGUGUAGUUUCUAUAUAAUGCUUAAUAUUCUACAUGUAUUAUCAUCAGGAACACACUGUUAUUUCAUUUGAUGAUGAGCUGAUUGUCCAGGAAUCUGUAAAAAGUUAACAACGUUGUUAAUUUCGUCGUUGUUAACGGCAUCGUUGUUAACGGCAUCGUUGUUAACCUUAAAAAGUAGAAUAUUUUAUAUUGUGCUCAUAUACCUACAUUAAACGAGUAUAGCUGUGAAACAUUUCUCUCAAAUAUUGUUAGAAAUACUGUAAAUUAUAAGUGUAUCUUUUCAAUUGUUAGUGCAAUAUCGAUUUUAAAGUUAACAAUGAUGUUGUUAACUUCGUUGUUUACUUGAACGGAGUUAACAACAAUGACGCUGACUAUGUUGUUAACUUCGUUGUUUACUUGAACGGAGUUAACAACAAUGACGUUGACUUUAACCUUCAGGCGUCAUCUGUUUUCGCAAUUCAUUGACUUGACACUGGUAGUGUUAACUUUAGUAAGUUGAGGUUUAAAAAAAGUCUUUUGUUUUCAUGUUGAACUUUCCUGUGUUUGAAGGAAAAAAGUCAUGGCAGAGUUAUGCAUCCAAGCCUUCAUUUCGAAGUUGAUAUAUUGUGUUCAAAUCGUUUUGUCGUCGAAAUCAAGACGAUAUAAUAUGUCAAGUUUUAACUGCUAAAGUGGCAUAAAACAUGUCGACAUGACUAUCGAAGUUGAAGAUUUAGGCAUUUCGACAUAUGCAUUUGAUAUUUCAUUAUAACUUAUCGCUAUUUGUUGUUGUGUCAGUAAAUUCAAUUAGAUUUUUUGCAAAACGGCUUAAAAAUGAGCUGUUAAUGAUUUUGUCUUCAAGGGACUCAUCCAUGUGUUAUAUGGUCAAGAUAGCAACAACAACAAUAAAUAUCUGUGUCAGAUUUGAACAAAAUGCUUGUUAUAACAAUACAACAUUAUCAACUGUGAGUUCAUAUUAUAGCUCUUUUGUUAAUAAAUGUUUAAAAAUGUGUCACUAAACGCUGUUGUUGUUUGUUUUUUUGCUCAAAAACGUAAGAAACGAUAUAAGAAAUAGAGUUAUUUUUGGCUUGGAUUUCCAAACAUCUGUUCAAAUGAGUUUAUACUGUUUGAUGUUUGUUCAUAAAAGUAAGGAAAAUAACUAAAUUUUGACAAAAUUCGAAAGACAAAUAAUCUAACAAAUAAUCUUUGAGUGGAUCCCUUUAAUAAACUAAAUGCUAUGUUUAUAAUGAACUGUACUGGGAAGGUAUCCAUAAGAUAUUCUAAAUCAAUUCCUAGCUUAAGUCAAUUUCUUUUAUUUUGUACAGUACUGUUAAGACCAAACUUUACACUCUUGUUCACUAGGAGUGCACUAGUAGUGAACAAUAAGUGCACUAUGGAUAAGCUAAUGUAGUCUGUAGUUUAUUAGAUAAGCCAGUAUUGUAUUAGUAGAAUUUUAAUAAUUGUACACAUUUUUUAACAAGAAAGUGUUAAUUUUAAAUAGAGACAUUGAAAAUAAAAACAUUUAUAAAAUUUUAAUGAUACAUCUCCUGUGCCAUUAUUCAAUAUUGAUCUUAUCCUAAUUCUUAGACACGCCUCAGUGAUUCCAUUCAGCCCAUUGGUCAGCUAAUUAUACAGGCCAAUCAAAACACUUAGAUUCUAAUUUUAAAAUCUAAGUUCAAUCUAAGUUGCUUAUUGAAUAUGGCCCCAGGGGGCUACUUAGAUUAGGAACAUGGUUUAAGUUAGGAAAUGACUUAAGAUGUUUUAUUAAUAACAGCUCAGUUUAUUCCUUGAUACUUAAAUGACAUUUAUUGUGUACUUUAUCAUGAACAUGUGUUUAUGAUAAAUUGUUGUUGCUUCGCACCUCUUUGCUUGAUAUUAAAUCUAUGUUAAUAUAAUAUACGAUAUCGAAAAUAAUAAAAAAAAUAUUAUCAUA